GAGAUGAAUCAGGCCUCUCUAUAUCAGCACGCCAACCAGGUGCAAAGGCACGAUGCCAAGUUGAUUCUGGACGAGUUUGCCUCGACCAUGCAGUGGCGAUCCGAUGGAGAGGAUGCCCUCUUGGAUGUGGGUUCAGGAUCCGGCAACGUGCUCAUGGACUUCGUAAAGCCACUGCUGCCGAUUCGUGGACAACUGGUGGGCACAGACAUCUCCAGCCAGAUGGUGCACUAUGCCAGUAAGCAUUACCAGCGGGAGGAGCGUACCAGAUUCCAGGUUCUGGACAUAGGAUGCGAUCGGCUGCCCGAGGAGCUGAGCGGCCGAUUUGACCAUGUCACCUCGUUCUACUGCCUUCAUUGGGUGCAAAAUCUGAAAGGAGCCCUCGGAAACAUAUACAAUCUUCUGAAGCCCGAAGGUGGUGACUGUCUUCUGGCAUUUUUGGCAUCCAAUCCGGUUUACGAAGUUUAUAAGAUUCUUAGGGCAAACGAAAAGUGGUCGACUUAUAUGCAGGAUGUGGAGAGGUUCAUAUCCCCAUUGCACUACAGUUCAAAUCCUGGCGAGGAAUUCAGUCAGUUGUUGAACGAUGUGGGUUUCGUGCAACACAAUGUGGAAAUACGAAACGAAGUGUUUGUUUAUGAAGGUGUCAGGACUUUGAAAGAUAAUGUAAAGGCCAUUUGUCCCUUUCUUGAGCGAAUGCCUGCAGAUUUGCAUGAACAGUUCCUGGAUGACUUUAUAGACAUUGUUAUAUCCAUGAAUUUGCAGCAAGGCGAAAACAAUGAGGAUCAGAAGUUCCUAUCUCCCUAUAAACUGGUGGUGGCCUAUGCUCGCAAGACCCCUGACUUUGUGAAUAAUGUUUUCCUGGAGCCUCCACAUCAAAACUUAGUUAAGGGAUUAAAUUAACUUUAUUAUACGCAAUUACACUAGUUACAUUUGUUAACAGAGUCUAUUAAUGCCAAAUAAUGUACUUAAUUUAAAUACUUUAAAUAUACAAAAUUCCUAGAAUUGGUCUAACAAUAUAAAA
This is a messenger RNA of Drosophila sechellia, 1018 nucleotides long. It is a transcript of the gene jhamt, whose product is annotated as juvenile hormone acid methyltransferase. The transcript has 2 exons. Bases 4 to 897 code for a protein of 297 amino acids. Lineage: Eukaryota; Metazoa; Arthropoda; Insecta; Diptera; Drosophilidae. The record is from RefSeq and is a predicted model, not a curated record.